Molecule: messenger RNA, 972 nt
Organism: Haemonchus placei
Lineage: Eukaryota; Metazoa; Nematoda; Chromadorea; Rhabditida; Trichostrongylidae
Source: the annotation of a GenBank genome assembly
AUGCGUGGAUUCAACGUAGAGCUUUCACCGUGGCGAUCACGGCCGAUUGAAGAAUCGUUACAAUUGUUUGAGGAUAUGAAACGAGGGAAAUUUGAUGAAGGAGAGGCGACCUUGCGUCUGAAGCUCACCCUUGAAGAGGGAAAGGUCGAUCCCGUAGCUUAUCGAAUCAAAUAUGUACCACAUCACAGAACAGGAAAUCGAUGGUGUAUUUACCCAACAUACGACUACACGCACUGUCUUUGUGAUUCGAUCGAGAACAUCACACAUUCUUUAUGCACAAAGGAAUUCCAGUCAAGACGCAGCUCCUAUUAUGCUCUUUGUAACAUGCUAGACAUUUAUUGCCCUGUUCAAUGGGAAUAUGGAAGGUUGAAUAUGAAUUAUACUGUUGUGUCAAAGCGAAAAAUCAUGAAACUCAUCGACUCCGGUAUUGUGAAGGAUUGGGAUGAUCCACGACUAUUCACACUUGCGGCUUUACGUCGUCGUGGAAUUCCACCAGAGGCGAUUAAUACGUUUGUGGCCAAGUUGGGAUUGACAAUGACUCAAAUGGUCAUUGAUCCUCAUGCUUUAGACGCCACUGUCCGGGAUUAUUUGAAUGUCAACGCUCCGAGGACAAUGGCCAUUCUUGAAGGGUUGAAGUUGACUAUUGAAAAUUUCGACGAAAUGAAUCUCCCAUCGUCAGUGUCGGUUCCCGAUUUUCCCUCCGAAAGUAACUGCGAGAAGUAUCACGAAGUGGCCUUCGAUCGGGAUCAAGCGGAAAAAAGCUUCCGACGCCUCACUAAAAGUCAAUCCAUAGGUCUAAAAUACAUCGGAAUCGUUCUCAAUGUCGUUGAAGAGAUUUUGGAUUCUUCUGGAAAUGUCAGCGAAUUGUUGGUCAGGGCGGCCUCAUUGACCGAUGCGAACAAACCGAAGGCGUUCGUGCAUUGGGUAUCACGUCCGAUAUCUGCUGAAGUGCGGCUAUAUGAACGAUUGUGA